GCUGCGGCGACCCCUGAAAAACAGGGAACAAGCUGAAAGGAGAAGAAGAUUAAAAUGGUCGAAUGUAUAGUUAGAUUUCCCAGCCAUACUCCAUUAGAGUCCGUGGUGGUGAUGCCGCCGUAAACGUAAAAAGGAGGAGAAAAAAAGAGAAACGAGCGAGACCCCCUGCCCCGGAAGUAAAUUCAGAGCCCAGCCCAUGGACAGGCAACGUAAUGGCGAUUCAGUCUGCUCGCAGUAACCAAGCUCACUGAAAAUACUAUCGUCAGAAAAUGUCUUUUAUCAAACCACUGAGAUCGAUUAUUGAUCAGUCGAUCAGUGAAAUAUUUGAGGAGUUUGAGAGAAGGAUCGCAGAGUACGAGGAGGAAAUUUCGCGUCUAAAGACGGAAAACUAUCGACAAAGGAAGGAACUGGACGCCGUAGUACGGAUAUACAGAUUAGACGUUCAGCAGCUGUUAGCUUCUGAAAAGGAGGUUCCCGUGGUGAAGCAGGAAUGGAGCCCCAUUUGGGGCCAGGAGGCACCAGAGGCCCCAUGCAUCAAAGAGGAAGAGGAGGAACUUUGGACCAGUCAGGAGGAAGAGCAGCUUCAGCAACCAGAGGAGGCUUGUAUAACCAAAUUCCCAUUCACCCCUGUCCCUGGGAAGAGUGAAAAUGAUGAAGAGAAACCUCUGUCCAUACAGCUUCAUCAAAGCCAAACAGGGGAGUACAGAGUGGUGGAGCCUCCAGACAGCCCCUUAACUGAAGAGAUGAAAACAGAACCUGAUGGAGAGAAAUGUGGACUAUCAGAACUAGUUAGUAACCAAGAUCAAGAUGAUGAUUUAGAAAUGACCAGUUAUGGUCAGCCCCUUUCCUCAGACUCCUAUCAAAGUGAGGCUGAAGACAGUGAUGAUGAUGAUUGUAGCAAGACUAGUGAAUCACAGUCAAGUUCGGACACAACAGACAACUCUGAAAUAAAUCAUCAGAGAUCUCUUCAGAAGAAAACCAUCAAUUGCCCUGUCUGUGGUAAAGGGUUUUCUAGAAGAGGCCGUAUGUGGCUACACAUGAAUGAACAUACAGGAGAGAAACCCUUUAGUUGCUCAGUCUGUGGUAAAGCGUUUUCUCGAAAAGAUCAUGUGCACACACAUAUGAGAAUACAUACAGGGGAGAAACCUUUUAGAUGCUCAGACUGCGGCAAAAGGUUUUCUCGAACAAGUAAUUUACGCGCACAUAUGAGAAUACAUACAAGGGAGAAACCUUUUAGAUGCUCAGACUGCGGUAAAGCUUUUACUAGAAGAGCACAUAUGAAUACACACAUGAUAAUACAUACAGGGAAGAAACCUUUUUGUUGCUCGGUCUGUGGGAAGAACUUUGCUUCAAGAGAAAGUAUGCAGAAUCACAUGAGCAUACAUACAGGAGAAAAACCUUAUAGUUGUUCAGUCUGUGGUGAAGCUUUUGCUAGAAGAAAACAUGUGAACAGACAUAUGAGAAUACAUACAGGAGAGAACCCUUUUUGUUGCUCGGUCUGUGGGAAGAAUUUUGCUUCAAGAGAAAAUAUGCAGAAUCACAUGAGUAUACAUACAGGUGAAAAACCUUUUAGUUGUUCAGUCUGUGGUAAAGCUUUUGCUAGAAAAGCAUAUAUGAAUACACACAUGAGAAUACAUACAGAGAAGAAACUUUGAUGAGUCUUUGGUGAAGGUUUUAAUCAAAAGGCCAGUAAGAGGAAACAUGACGUAUCACAGAGAACAAAAUGACAUUACUUGGCUCUUCUUAUGGAAACAAAAAAAUAAUAAUUUGUUCACGCAGCACGAUCAGAUCAUCAUAUGAAUCUCUACAUUGGACUUACCAAAUGGUCAAAGUGGAGCCUAAAAGUGGAUGUUGAAUUUUUUUUUCCCCCUGACAACAUCAGUCAAAGGGAGUGCUGAUAGAAAAUGUAUUUGAAAAAUAAAGAGA
Lampris incognitus (smalleye Pacific opah) is the source of this 1926-nucleotide messenger RNA. Its product is annotated as zinc finger protein 660-like. The record is from RefSeq and is a predicted model, not a curated record. Gene Ontology annotation, molecular function: RNA polymerase II cis-regulatory region sequence-specific DNA binding; DNA-binding transcription factor activity, RNA polymerase II-specific. Lineage: Eukaryota; Metazoa; Chordata; Actinopteri; Lampriformes; Lampridae. The coding region runs from base 270 to 1655 and encodes 461 amino acids. The transcript is spliced from 2 exons. Gene Ontology annotation, biological process: regulation of transcription by RNA polymerase II.